AUGCCGUCCAAAGAUGCCGUCGACGUCCCAUCCUUUGCAAGCACCCAGCUCGCCCUCCUCGACAGGGAGCUCAAGAGCGAAGUCGACGAGACCAGCCAGCUCAUCUCGAACCACAGCCCUGCCGGCCUACAGCGCGCAGGGCUGGCCAUCACCAAUCUGGUGGUUUCUUCCCAGCGGACAGGCUUGGGGGGCAAGACUGUUCUCGAGCUGGGCCCUGACAGUGCUACAUCCGCCACGGGAGAGCUGCCUGAACAUGGCGUCCGGACAGGCGACAUAGUCCUGGUGGCCGAGCAGCCCGCCGGCAGUGCUAAGAAGAGAGAAGUCAGGGAACUGGAGAGGAAGGGCUCGAGGGGGGUUGUCACCAAGGUGCAGAGGGGAUUCGUCAAUGUGGCUCUGGAUGAUGGCAAGGACGAGGUGUCGUUUCCAGGGAGGGUGUGGCUGGUCAAGUUGGCGGAUGAGGUGACGUACAGACGUAUGAACCAGACCAUGGAAAAGCUGCAGGGCCUGGUCGAGGCCGAGUAUUCGAGCUUUAUGAGAGUCCUGUUUGGUCUUUCUAGCCCGUCGCCUCUCCCCCAAGAUUUGUCGAGGGAUCCUCAGGCUGGCGAUAUUGAAUGGACUGAUCCUACCUUGAACGACUCACAAAAGGAUGCGAUUCGAUUUGCACUGGCUUCGAGGGAGAUUGCUCUAAUCCAUGGUCCACCAGGAACUGGCAAGACGCACACCCUCAUAGAGCUCAUUCUGCAAAUGGUCAAACGAAAGCAGAGAGUCCUCGUAUGCGGCCCAUCCAACAUUUCCGUCGACAACAUCGUGGAGCGCCUUUCGCCCCAUAAGCUCCCCAUUCUCCGACUAGGCCACCCGGCGCGUCUGCUCCCUUCUGUCCUUCACCACUCUUUAGACGUCCUCACCAAUACAUCGGAAGCAGGGGCCAUUGUUAAAGAUGUCAGGGCGGAAAUGGACGCCAAACAGGCAUCCAUCAAAAAGACGAAAAGCGGCAAGGAACGACGAGAAAUCUACUCUGAUCUCAAAGAACUACGAAAAGAGUACCGUGAGCGGGAGCGCAAAUGUGUGAGCAACCUCAUCAGCGGCAGCAAAGUUGUUCUAGCCACACUACAUGGUUCCGGAGGCUUUCAACUACGCAAUGAGGAAUUUGACGUCGUCGUUAUUGACGAAGCCAGUCAGGCGCUGGAGGCGCAAUGCUGGGUACCACUGCUGUCUGCAAGGAAAGCUGUCUGCGCGGGGGAUCAUUUACAACUACCCCCAACGAUAAAGUCGCUCAAUUCAAAGGCAAACCCGAGGCCCAAAGACGAAAGGCUCCCGAUUAUCAAGGGCAUGACUCUUGAGACGACGCUUUUUGAUAGAUUGCUGGCGCUGCAUGGCCCAAGCAUCAAGAGGAUGCUUACAACACAGUAUCGAAUGCAUGAAGAGAUUAUGCGGUUCCCUUCAGAGGAGCUCUAUGGGUCGAAGCUUGUUGCAGCAGAUGCCGUCAAGGCCAGGCUACUGAAAGAUUUAGAAUACGGAGUCCAAGAUAACGAAGACACAAGCGCGCCGCUUAUUUUUAUCGACACCCAAGGGGGUGAUUUUCCAGAAAGGAGUGAGGAAGACGACAAGGACAAUCCCAAGAAAGGGAGGGGAAGCUUGCAUAGUGAGAGCAAGAGCAACGAGAUGGAAGCAGCAUUGGUACUGCAGCAUGCGGGACAGUUGGUUGGCGCAGGCGUUCGUCCGGAGGAUAUUGCUAUCGUGACCCCAUAUAAUGCCCAGCUGGGCGUGCUAGCGCCCUUGAAAGAAAAGUUCCCAGGCAUAGAGCUAGGCAGUGUGGAUGGGUUCCAAGGCCGCGAGAAGGAGGCGGUCAUCGUCAGCCUCGUGCGGAGCAACCCCGACGGUGAAGUAGGGUUUCUCGGUGAAAAGAGAAGAUUAAACGUGGCCAUGACUCGUCCGAGGCGAUCGCUCACUGUAAUUGGAGACUCGGAGACCGUAAAGAGGGGGAGCAACUUUCUCAAAAAAUGGAUGGAAUUCCUCGAAGAUAACGCCGACCUCCGGUAUCCUGACAUAUCCUCCAUUGUCAACUAA
This is a messenger RNA of Metarhizium brunneum ARSEF 3297, 2067 nucleotides long. RefSeq names its product DNA polymerase alpha-associated DNA helicase A. Lineage: Eukaryota; Fungi; Ascomycota; Sordariomycetes; Hypocreales; Clavicipitaceae. The record is from RefSeq and is a predicted model, not a curated record. Gene Ontology annotation, molecular function: 5'-3' DNA helicase activity; RNA binding; ATP hydrolysis activity.